GCAGUGUCUUUGAGAAGUUUGAUGAAGAAUGAGAAAAAUGAAAGGGAGAGCCUCUGGUGUACUGUGGAAUAUGAAACAAAUAAAGGUAUACCCCACGAAAGCAUCAAUUAAAAUUGUUGUUCUUCCUCAUCAGUGCGCAUUUAUUCAGAGCCAAACAAACAAAACCAGAACGGUGAAUGGUGUUCCCAAAAUGGGUGGUUAAGACACAAUACACAUAAACACACUCUUUCAAGUCCUCAUCUUUCUUCUCUACCUACUACUCCACCAUGCUCUACGGGCUUCUCCCUUUGUUGGGAAUGUUGGCUUUUCUUGGAAUGCAGCUUCCUGUCAUAAUGGCUGAUUGCCCUUUGAAUUUUACUGGUUCAAACUUCACACUUGCAUCCUCUCUAUGCUCUAACCAUGGUGACAGAGGAAAAUGCUGCCGAUACAUCAAUACUAAUGUUGCAAUUGCUGUUUCUCGUUUUGCUAAUGCAACAGGCAACCUAGGGGUCUCUCAAAAUGCGACUGACAUCUGCCUCCAAACCAUAUUUCAAACCUUGCAACUUAAUGGAGUUGCACAAAAUGCAACAGCUUUCUGUGGUUUCGGAACAAAAAUUCCUGUUAAUUAUGAAUGUAAGGGGAGAACUAGUGUUGUCCAAAUGUUGCAAUCCCCCAGAUUUACGGAGGUCACAAAAAAUUGCAAAGCGCCACUUGGAGAGGAAAGUAAAUGUAAGAAGUGUUUAAAUGCUGGCAUUGGUUAUCUGCAUCAUAUCGGAAUUGAAGAUAAUAUAACACUUAGUACAUGUCGUGAUGCCACUUUUGCUGCAUUAGCAAGCCAAGUUGAUGAGAUAUCUACCAUUGACAUUGCAAUUUGUUUCUUUGGGGUUCAAGGACUUCUCAAGCUUCCUGUUUUAGAGUCAACCCCAUCCUUGCCUGCUCCUAAGGCUUCUCCAAGCCCACCUGUUUCUGAUGGCCCAAGUCAACCAUUGUUAAGUGCACCUUUAAAGGGAAAGCAUCAUUCAUAUCGUUUGACGUUAGUUCCAGGUAUUGCUAUUGCAGUUACAGCUGUUGCUGUUAUCACACUCAUAGUCUUGAUAGUUCUAAUUCGCCAGAAAAGCAGAGAGCUAGACAAGCCUGAUAAUUUUGGUAAACCCUGUUCGAAAACCUUACCUCCUUGUACAACAUGGAAAUUUCAGGAAGGUUCUUCAUCUAUGUUCCGAAAAUUCAGCUACAAGGAGAUAAAAAGGGCUACAGAGGAUUUUAGUACUAUCAUUGGUCAAGGGGGAUUUGGAACUGUGUAUAAAGCUGAUUUUUCUGAUGGCCUGGUCGCAGCAGUAAAACGGAUGAACAGAAUAUCUGAGCAGGGAGAGGAUGAGUUCUGCAGAGAAAUUGAGCUUCUUGCCCGGCUGCACCAUCGGCAUCUUGUUUCCUUGAGAGGCUUUUGCAUUCAAAAACGUGAGAGGUUUCUAUUGUAUGAGUACAUGGGAAAUGGAAGCUUGAAAGAUCAUCUUCAUUCCCCUGGUAAAACACCUUUAAGUUGGCGAACAAGAAUCCAAAUUGCCAUUGAUGUGGCCAAUGCCCUGGAGUACCUCCAUUUCUAUUGCGAUCCUCCUCUGUGUCACAGAGAUAUUAAAUCUAGCAACACUUUACUGGAUGAGAACUUUGUUGCCAAGAUAGCUGAUUUUGGUCUUGCACAAGCUUCAAAAGAUGGAUCGGUAUGCUUUGAACCUGUAAACACUGAAAUUCGGGGAACUCCGGGUUAUAUGGAUCCUGAGUAUGUUGUUACUCAAGAGCUCACCGAGAAAAGUGACAUAUACAGUUUUGGGGUAUUACUACUUGAAAUUGUAACAGGAAGACGAGCCAUUCAAGAUAAUAAGAAUCUAGUAGAAUGGGCCCAACCAUACAUGGAAUCAGAUACGAGAUUAUUGGAGCUAGUAGAUCCCAAUGUGAGGGAAUCUUUUGACUUGGAUCAGCUCCAAACAGUAAUAUCUAUAGUAGCAUGGUGCACCCAUAGAGAAGGAAGGGCAAGGCCUUCAAUAAAACAGGUACUUAGGCUUCUGUAUGAAACAUCAGAACCAAUGCACAGUGAGUUUCUACAAACUGUUGAAGAUGAAGAAUGUCAUGGAAGUCAGCACAGAGGCAGAAGAAGCAAGGGGAAAAUGCUCAGAAAUGAAGCAUUGUUUCACAGCGGAGAGGGAAGAUAUCUUGCUUCAUCUUCGAGUACAUCCCGGUCAUAUUGCAGUAGAAGUUUUUUACUUGAGACUGGCUCUCCACAGUCUCCGCCAAAUAUGUUCUCUGUGUGAAACAUCGUUAGAUUCUUCAAGUUGACUUGAGUUUUAAAUUUCUCAUUUACUCUGACUUCAAAUUUGUGGAUUUUUGGGAAGUAGGAGAAAGUCUAUAUGAAAAUCAUGGGAGAAAUGAGAAAUAUAGUACUUCAUUUUCUUUUUAUUAGAGAACCCUUCAAACCUAA
Vigna umbellata (rice bean) is the source of this 2449-nucleotide messenger RNA. The record is from RefSeq and is a predicted model, not a curated record. NCBI's taxonomy places the organism in Eukaryota, Viridiplantae, Streptophyta, Magnoliopsida, Fabales, Fabaceae.